Messenger RNA from Erinaceus europaeus (western European hedgehog), 5232 nucleotides. RefSeq names its product homeobox D4 (gene HOXD4). Gene Ontology annotation, biological process: regulation of transcription by RNA polymerase II; embryonic skeletal system morphogenesis; anterior/posterior pattern specification. Lineage: Eukaryota; Metazoa; Chordata; Mammalia; Eulipotyphla; Erinaceidae. The coding region runs from base 1224 to 2021 and encodes 265 amino acids. The record is from RefSeq and is a predicted model, not a curated record. Gene Ontology annotation, cellular component: nucleus. Gene Ontology annotation, molecular function: DNA-binding transcription factor activity, RNA polymerase II-specific; RNA polymerase II cis-regulatory region sequence-specific DNA binding. The transcript has 2 exons.
GUAACGUUGUCUAUAUAUACCCUGUAGAACCGAAUUUGUGUGGUCUCCUCAUAGUCACAGAUUCGAUUCUAGGGGAAUAUAUGGUCGAUGCAAAAACUUCACGUUUCUCCGAAAUAGCCAGAAUGUGCAGUGGGAGCCAGCGGUCAGCACCUCUUUCUGCUUUAUUACCUUGGACUCCAGGAGGAUCCACAGAGCCUGGUGAUAAGGAGUAGCCAUUCCCUUCAGAAUCCCCUCACUUCUACACAGAAGUUUCUGUGGAUACUGCAAACAAAACAAAAAGCCUAAAUGGUUGCAUGAAUGCAGGACAAAGGGACUGGGUUUGGGGGGGACCCGGAGCUGAGGUGAGAGGACAUCCAGCCCCCAGCCCCAGAUCUGCCCUGGAAGAGCAUGAGGUACAAAGGUGCCUGAUUAGGGUGGUAACCAGUGUUUGUAAUUCAUACAGGAAGAGGGGUAGCAGGGUUCUGUGGGGUCUGUCUGGGUGGAUGGGGGGGUGCCCUUACCACUUUCCUGGACCACCCCUCAGCUGCCUGGGUUGGGCAGUGGGGAGUUCUUACCAUCCCAGCAAGGCCCGACUUUGGCAAGAAACAGAGACUUGGGCACCCGUAGAAAGCUUGGUGGUUAUUCAUUGCCUAAUUUGUUUCAAGUCAGCCAGAUUCUGGUCACUUUUGGGUGACCCUGAUGAAGACAAAGCCGGGACUCUGCCUUUGUAUGGCAGAGACUGUUCCCGCGGGCUGAGCCGGCGGGAGACCUGCUUGCCCCGGUUUGCAGUCCAGCUCAGAGACUACCUGUCCCAGAAGCCUUUGGAAGAUGUUCCCGUGGACGUGAGGAUUCAUCCUCUCUGCUUCCUUAACAGCUUCGGGGGCUACUUUCAGGUGGGGUUGAGGGGGACAUGGUGUCAGAGGUUAGCAAAGUCAGUGGCAGACAAAAGCUGUAAUCACGGGCAGGGAGUGAGGGUGCUGAGGACGAGAACUUCGGGGGAAACAUCUGGUGGGGGUCUCAUAUGGGCCCUGGCGAUUCCCUGGCUCACACGUUUGUUAUUUAGUUAAAUUUGUAAAAAUUAUGAGAUGCUCACCAGCCCUGUGAUAAACUCGCCCCCUCGCGAUUGGCUGGCCUGGUCACAUGGCCUCCCAACUUUAUUCAGUUGACAGCAAGUAGGAGGGCCCUAUGGAAGGAGAAAAAAAGACAACACGAGAAAAAUUAGUAUUUUCUACCUUCUGAAAUUAAUGGCCAUGAGUUCGUAUAUGGUGAACUCCAAGUAUGUGGACCCCAAGUUCCCUCCGUGCGAGGAGUAUUUGCAGGGCGGCUACCUAGGCGAGCAAGGCACCGACUUCUACGGCGGCGGCGGCGGCGGCGGCGGCGGGCAGGGGGCCGACUUUCAGCCCCCAGGGCUCUACACAAGGCCGGACUUCGGGGAGCACUCCUUCGGAGGCGGCCCUGGGCCCGGCUCGGUGCUGCCCACGAGGGGUCACGCGCAGGAGCCCAGCGGCCCAGGUGGCCACUACGGCCCGGGAGAGCCGUGCCCGGCACCCCCGGCGCCCCCGCCUGCACCCCUGCCCGGAGCCCGGGCCUGCAGCCAGCCAGGCGGCCCGAAGCCGCCGGCCCCCGGCACAGCGCUCAAGCAGCCGGCAGUGGUGUACCCCUGGAUGAAGAAGGUGCACGUGAAUUCGGUGAACCCCAACUACACCGGCGGGGAGCCCAAGCGGUCCCGGACAGCCUACACCCGGCAGCAAGUCCUGGAACUGGAAAAGGAAUUUCAUUUUAACAGGUAUCUGACUCGGCGCCGUCGGAUUGAGAUUGCUCACACCCUGUGUCUGUCCGAGCGCCAGAUCAAGAUCUGGUUCCAGAACCGGAGGAUGAAGUGGAAAAAAGACCAUAAGCUGCCCAACACCAAGGGCAGGUCCUCCUCCAAUUCCUCAACUUCCUCCUCCACCUCCUCCUCCUCCUGCUCCUCCUCAGCCGCCCUAGGCCAGCAUUUGCAGCCUCUGGCCAAGGACCACCACACAGACCUGACGACCUUAUAGAAGUGGGGAUCCUGGGCCCACCCCUCCCUGCGCUCCCUCCUGGCUGAGCAGAAGCUGUGAGGGCAGGCCGGUGCCUGCUGUCACCUCGCUGGGCUCUAAGGUACUGUGGGGUGGACUUGGGACACUCAGGCCGACCUCGGACUAGGUUAGCAUCCUCCCCCCUAGGAGCUGGGCUAGGGGCGGGAGAGGGGAGGGCUUCUCUAAGUAUAUUAUGCUGUGGCAGGAGCUACUGAGAAUAUAAACCUUGGUGAGUCAUUAAACUCAUGAAAAUCUCCACUGUUGAAUUCUGAAUUUACAAAUUAAGGUUAGAUGCUUUAUCCCUGGGAAUCAGAACACUCUCCCCCACCCCACCCCACCCCUCCAGGGAUCUUUGUGGUUUAACUAUGUGGAGGAGUUGAGGCAGAAGGUUGGCCACCCCAGUGUUCGGUGCUUUCAGAGGAAGCAAGAGAGCUGGGCCAGGAUUUCUGAACUUUCUGUGUUGUCUAUAUAAUUUCUUUUGGUGUGAAAAAAAUAUGUUGCUCCCAGUGGCCCUAUGUCCAAAGAAAUGAACAUAAGAAAUGGAAACGGGUUUUUUAUGUUUAGAUUAUAUUUGCUUAAAUAUUUAUUUUGUUAGGGAAUGGGGAUGCAGAAAUAACUGACAUCUGAAUGGCAAAAAAUCCUAAGAUGGUGAAAGGUGUAGAGUUUUGGGGGAGCAGAAUUAGAAUUGUAUGAACUUACUUCUGGCUGUAAUGUACAUUUUGAACUCCACCCCUUCCCCACUCCCUGGAAAUGUGUGUAGGGGGCCCUUAACCCUUCCAGAGGGAAGCAAAGGGCCCACUCAAAGUUGGAUUCUUGAAAAUAUAUUUCCAUAUGUGCUUAUCCAGCACAGUGCUCACAACCAGUUCUGGGUGAUUAAAGGAAAGGUGGGGGGGCUGGUGGAGAGAAAGAAACAAAUGGUCCAACAUUUUCCUUCUGGAAAAGAAAACAAAACCUCUAUGUUCUGGGUCAUUAGAUAAUGACUGAAUUUUCUGUCCCAACUGGAACCCAAAUGCUCCAACUAUCCUACAUAGCAUUAUUUUACAGGAGUGGGUGGAUGGCUUAUAUAGGAGAGGGAGUGUGUCCUAUGAAACUGGGGACGUCUUGCUUAAAAAAAAAAAAAGAAAGAAAGAAAAAGAACACUAAUAAAAUCUGUAAGUCCAUAAAAGUUGAUAUUAGAGAUUUUUCUUGAAGUUUUUUUUUAUUUUUAAAACAAGUCUAAGAAGCUGAAAUGAGCCUAUCAAUUAGAAGCAGAAAGCAUAAAUGUAUCAAAACUUUGAGGCCUUCUCCCUUGCCUUGAGAAUAGAGGUUUAAAAACAACCACUCUGGGAUGGGCUCAAAGCUCAUUUUUCUCAAAUGUUGACCCUUAAGGAUCAGGGGGAAAAAGUCAAAGGUAAUGACCAGAGUUCAUAUGCUUAAAUGACAAGACUUCAGAAGUUUAAGCCUCAAUCAAUGCCUCAGGCUCCAGAAAGAAACCCCAAGUUGUAGCUACUGAAAAGUGACCAUGGGGUGUGUGUGUGUGUGGGGGGGGUCUCAGGCAAAAGGAGUGUGUUUGAAGGGAGAUAUUUGGGUUAUUUUUUUUUUAAUGAUUCAGAACACUUGAAAAGGUUUGCUAGGUCAUUUUAACAUACUAUAUUUAAAUGAAGGAGGCAGACUUUGCAGGCAUGUUCUUUGGUUCAGCGUCUCCUGAGAGCUGAGGGCAGGUAUUCACUGGACUCCUUAGGCUGAAAUUCCACUUCUCUAAAGUGUCUUCCAAGCCGUGGUCUUUUGUAUUAGACCCUGGGGACAGCUCUUUGUUCCUCCUUGGGGUGAGCCUGGCUCUCAGACUUGCACAUGGCAAUACUUGAAUAUCUCCAUGUCGGGAUAUUAAAGAUGGAUAUUCCUGCAUUAUUCACAUCAUUGUUUCUAUGACAAAAAGCACAGAGUUCAUACAUAGUCAAGACGUCUUUUUUCUGAUGCCCUCACGUUGAGAAGCUGAAAAGGUAUUUUACUGAAGUUCGGCUAAAUUACAGAAUCAGGUUCAUCCAGAGGACAAAUUUUCUAUUCGAUUAGCUGUAUUUCAGCCAGGAGGACUGACCUCUAAACCCUUAACCUUUUGGACUCUGACUACCCCCCCCUUUUUUUUUUCCCUUCUCUAACAUGGAGAGAAGUCUUUGGACACAGCAUUGAAAAGAGACACUCUCUUCCUCAGCAAGCUGCUAAGACUCUUCUCUAGAACUUCAAUCUGGAAAUACAUAGAACUUUAUCUUUGGAUGGGAGGCAAAAAAAAUAGAUAUAUUUUCACAACAUUCAGUGCACAGAGAUAUUACAGAGAUUAUUAUAUACAUUUUCCUCCUUCCCAGGAAUUUAGUUUACUUACCCUAGCUUCAAACCAAAUGCCCAAACUGCUUAAAUACCUUUUUUCACUGCCCCCCCCCCAGAAGAAAGAGAAGAGGCAUGUUUUCAUGAAGUAAACCCACAGAUCCUCCCAAACUUAACCUCACAACUUUAGAAAGUAACUUUAUCAGAGAAACCCAUUCUUUGUUUAUAGGUCUCAGCUCUCCUUCUCAGCUUCCAGGGGUUAUCUUUUGAAAUGUUAAUGAAGCCCUGUUUGUUCAGAGGGCAGCCUGUGUUGCUGAGGUCCCACUCAGACCCUAGAGUCCAUUUGGACCCACUGGAGUGGGCCAGGGUAGUAGUAAUACACCCCCCACCACCCCCACCCCCCCCCCCCCCCCCCCCCCCCCCGCCACACACACACACCUAAGCCACCUAGGGCAGGGGAGGAAGUGAGUUUCCAUCUGGGAAGGAGCUCUGGGGGAAGCUCCAUGUAGAAUGGCCCAGUUUCCAUUUGCCUUGAUUUGUUUCAAGUUUGUUCAACCCACAUAUAAGCCAGAAGUGUUUGUUUGGGUGUCUUUCUUUUUUAAAAAGCUGUGUGGGGGUCUUGACUGGGGUGAGGUGGGGGUGUGUGUGAAAUGUUUGCUUGAGGACCUGGCACCUCAAGACUCCCAUCUCACAUUGUCCAUUGCGACCUUUUGCUGGGAGAUGACAUUGUCAGUCAGCCCUCUUGUGUCUGGAUGCUUUUUUUUAAUAGAAUUGACCAAUGUUCUGCUGCCAUUGAUUAAAGUAUUAUUUAUACUAAUUGUUGCCUGUAGUUUUGAUGUAAUUCAUUGAUCUAUAUUUGACAUACUUGAUGUAAUAAAAGGUGUAGUGAAAUCUC